ACUUGAGCAGUACAUGCAUCCCUUGAAUUGAAUUGUGGAUGGAUAUUGCCAUUCAGUGAUGCAUAUUUUUAGAUGAUGAAGGAUAUUUCUUAAAGGCAAGCUGUUGGCAGUUAAAAAUAGCUACACAUUGUGCAUUUGCUGAGAAUGCAGUCAAGCUCUGGCGACAGGUUGUUAUGGUUUGACUAUCCUAAGUUAUGCAAUAUCGAUCUUUGAAAUUGCCUUUGUGAAGAUGAAGCUUUCAGAGACAGCACUCCAUUUUGGACCCUACGUAGUCUGAGGGUGUCUUGGACUUUUCUACGUAUUUGCAUAUUCCUAAACAAAUUGGAGGACAAUGAGGGCUUUUUGUUUUUUGCAUAUUUUCACACUCUUCAGUGAAGUUUCUUCCACCUCACUUUGUUCAAUGGGAAAAACUUGAGCCAGUCUCAUAGUAGCUGUGUUGUUUAACCAAGUUGUCCAUACUGAGCCAAAUCCUUAGAAAUCAUGUGCCAUGUACAGUUAUUUAAUUUUUUUUCAUUUCUGACUGAGAAAUAAAUCACUUUCAGCAUAUAUUUGGCUAUUUAGGGUUUGAACCUGGGUUUUUGCAGUAUGAAAUAUUCCUAUAGUCGUGCAAUGAAUUAACUUGUUUCACAUUUUUGGGAAAUGAUUUUGUAUGCAUCAGAACAUUUUUUAUGGCGAUACAUGGCUCAUUAAUACAGCAGUUCAAUAUUAUUAAUAUGAGGCAUUGCAUUAAUUGCUGCAUACAAUUAUUGCCAAAUGACUUACACAGACAGUGUUUCAGAUGUCGUCGGCAUAAUCAUAACAACCAGAAGUGUCCUGUGUGCAAAGGAGAAAGUAAAAUUCCUUUCUAUGUUGAUAGCAAGCAGAUGAACUUGCUUGCGGUUUUGGAAGUAAGGACUGAUCACCAUGAAAGCUGGAAUGGAUUAUUUUGCUUGAAGAAAGGAAAGCUAUGCAGCUUAAUAUUUGGGUUGAUUAUAAUGACUCUAGUGAUGGCGUCAUACAUAUUGACUGGAGCCAAACAUGGCAUGUUGCUAAUACCAUCGCCAUUCCAUUAUGGAGCUUUUACCAACAAUCCAAACUUAAUGGACAACGAAAGCGUUAGUGAUGUAAAAGACCAUUACCAGCCUUGGAAAAUUAAUAUUUCAUAUAUAAAAGAUUAUCCAAGCAUUAAAUUAAUUAUUGAAACUAUAACUUCAAAGAUUGAGUUUAUAACAAGACAGCGACCAGAUUUAGAGGACCUGAAGAAACAAGAGCCUCAUAUGUUUUCAGUAAUUCCUAAUAAAUUCCUUCCAAAAAGCAAGAAUCCGUGUUGGUAUGAAGAAUACAGAGGAAACAUUACUGCAAAUCCUUACACAACAAACUCAUAUGCACUGUAUUCAAAGCGUUUUCGAACCAUAUUCGAUUACCUCAGAAAGGUGUUUUGGAACCACUUGUAUCAGUAUAAGGACAAACACUAUCGACUGCGCUGUCUUCCCCAUUUCUACAUUAUAGGCCAGCCAAAAUGUGGAACAACAGAUCUGUAUGACAGACUGAGGUUACAUCCUGAUGUUAGAUUCUCAGCAAUUAAAGAACCACACUGGUGGACAAGAAAACGAUUUGGAAUAAUUCGUCUGAGGGAUGGCUUUCAUGAUCGCUACCCAGUGGAGGAUUACCUUGAUUUAUUUGACUUGGCAGCACACCAGAUUCAGGGUGUGUUGCAGAGUGACUCAACAAAAGAGCAUGCCAGGAUGAACAAGAUCAUAAUCGGAGAGGCCAGUGCUUCAACAAUGUGGGAUAACAAUGCUUGGAUUUUCUUCUAUGACAACAGCACUGAUGGAGAGCCUCCAUUUUUAAUCCAGGAUUUUAUCCAUGCCUUCCAGCCAAAUGCCAAACUCAUCGUCAUGUUGAGGGAUCCAGUUGAAAGAUUGUACUCUGAUUAUCUCUACUUUGCAAGUGCUAAUAAAUCUGCAGAAGAUUUUCAUGAAAAAGUGGCAGAAUCACUGCAGCUGUUUGAAAAUUGCAUGCUGGAUUACUCACUGAGAGCCUGUGUCUACAACAACACCCUUAACAAUGCCAUGCCUGUGAGGCUACAGGUUGGCCUUUAUGUUGUAUAUCUCUUGGACUGGCUGACUGUCUUUGACAAAGAUCAGAUUCUAGUUCUCCGCUUAGAGGAUCAUGCAUCCAAUGUCAAAUACACUAUGCACAUGGUCUUCCAGUUUCUGGAUUUAGGGCCUUUAAGUGAGAAACAGGAAGCCCUGAUUACCAAGAGUCCUGCAUCAAACACUAGACGGCCUGAAGAUCGAAGUCUGGGACCCAUGCUACCAACAACAAAGGCUAUUCUAAGAGAUUUCUAUAGGCCUUUUAAUACAAAACUGGCUCAAGUUCUUUUUGAUGAUGCUUUUUUAUGGAAAAAGACAUAAUAAGUAAAUUCAGUGCAGAAAAUACAGUGCUCAAAGGAGUUUUAUUUUUUUAAAUUCUAUUUUUGUGCAUGGGUAUUUACGUUUUACCCAUUCCAAAGAGAAGUAAAUCUAAUGAGAUGAGAGUUGUGUCUCACCCUGGCUAUAUCAUAUUUUCUGUGGGAGAAUGUAAAUCAUCAUCUUAUCAAUCUCCUGCAUCUUCUUUUCCCCCUAACAAAAGAGAGCAGAAAUAGCAUUGGUAUGAAGGAGUUCCCUUACACUGUCUGCUGGGAUUUUGAAAUGUAAUCUUCUCUAAGACAGUUCAAUAUGAUUGGCAUCGGUCUCCUAAAAUUACAUGUAAAUUCCCACUUUCAAGAUAAGUCAUUCAUUCAAAAUAUCCUUUAGCCACUGAAAUUUAACUGAUAGGUGGAUAUUGUCAAAAUAAAACUAAUUCUGGAUUGAAUUCAAUUAAGCUCCCUAAGUAGCUUGUUUGAUAUAUAAAGGCAAAGCCGUGUGACUUUUAAAUAGAUAAUUACAUUUAUGAUUCCAUGCCUAAUUAAUCCCUCCAAUUUAGCUUUAUUCUCAGACACUACAGUUUUGAGAGAGAAUUGAUAUUCCAUGCAAGAAUCAGUAACUUCAAAGUGUUCAAUCAAAUAAAGUUAUGCCCAGUAUUUAGCACAAGUUCAUGCAUUUCAUUUAGUUCCUCAUUUUCUUUGUUUACUUGAAUCAUCACACAUGUUCCCAACAAAACAAUAAGGGGCUUCAUGUAAACUCCAUUGAUGUGAAUGAGAAGCUUACUUCAGUGGACUUUGGAUUGGGUGCUCCAUGAAUUAUUACUUAAUAUUUAGUUAUGAAGAAAUAUGGUGCAUCUUGGAAACCAUCUUAAAACGGUCAAUAAAUUAAUGCCAUACAGUAGCACACAUCAGGUUUAAUGCCCUGCAUACUAGUAAGAUAGAUACUAAUGAAAUUGCACACUUUCUUUGUUUCUCUCUGUUCAGGCAGUUUGUAUGCAUGAAGUCCAAAGUCAGUUCAGAUGCACUGAGAGAAAAAGUCAUUUCAAGUGUUUUGGGAAAAUGUUGCGUUAUUUUAAAACUUUGAUUUAGAUGGUUAAAUUGCAUACAUAAACAGCUGAUAUAUAUGUAUAUACAAUAUUUCUAGCAUUUUAUUUAAAAUACAAAGGGCUAAAUUUAGCUUCCAGUUGCAAUGAAGGCAAGAUUUGGCUCAACAUAAGCUAUUAAGAAUGUAACUUUGUUUUUCCUUUUUUUAUAUAUAAACUAUAGCAGAUUAUAAACAUUGAGGCACUUCCUUCUGUGUACUUUAUUUUCAAGGGCUAGAUGGUUUCUUCAGAUCCAAAUUGUAUCAACUAAUGUCAAUGCUCCAGAGUUUAGAGAAUCUAUUCUAGCCGGCUUUCCUGUGCCCUUAUUCAGUAUGCUGUCAUUCUGUUUUAUGCUUUGUCCCUAAUACAGCUGGCUGAGUUCUGAAAAGCAGAUUGACAAUUAUAUUUACAAAUAGUUGGACUGAUUCACUACAUAUCAUGUACAGGCUGAUAUUAGUUGCUGUUCACCAAUGUUCUCUAAACUGACAGAACUGUGAACUUUUACAACUCCUGAACAUUUCAUAAAUGUUCAUACAAGUGAUUUUUCAUAUGAGAAUUCAUGGUAAUAGUGCAUUAUUGGUUAUUUGCAAUUUGGAGAGCUCUGGUUUAUAAAAGAUUCAGUCAUCCAAUUAGGGGACAGAAACCAAACCAGCUUAGGUAACUGAUUACACACCACAAAUAUGGAAGAGUUUUCAGACACUUAUAAAUUGAAAAUUGUUCACGGGAACUAUUUAGUUUAUCCUUAGAAAUUAUUAAUAAGGUUGCAGACAUUGGAAUAGAUUCAGCUACAAUGUGUGAUUGGGGAAAAAAGUUAUAAACCUUCAACAGAUGCUGUUCACAGUGAUUAAUCUGGCUGGUCCCAUUCUAUAUUAGAUUCAGCACUGCAGGGACAGGGAAAGGGAAUGAAAAAUAUCAAAAGCUUUUCCAAGGGUUCUCAGUGGAAGAUCAUUGUAUUGAACUAGCCUGUCACAGGUUUCCAUUCAGUUGUCUAUAACACCAACUCUGACCUUCUGGUAUGGAUUUACCAAUGCUAAAUGUUAAUGAAUUUUUCAUUAGCGCUCAGUAUCGAGACUGGCUACAUAACCAUACCACAUUGGGCCAAAUUGUGUAAUACUAAUUCAUGCUAGGGAGCUCCAAUUCUCACAAGUAGACCCAUUGAAUUCAGUGGUUGUCAGGGAGAUUCUCCUUUGCCUGGGUGUGUAGUUUUAAAUCACAAUCUAGCCCUUUGUGAUCCAAACCUUUGUUUAAGUUUGAUUUGCCCCAGCACCAUGCUGGGCCAUUGCUCAGUAGUAACGUUCAGAAGGAAAGCAUGCUUCCUAUCUAAUUACCAGCACUAAAUCCUGCAGCACCCUCUUUUUGCUGGAGAUUUACAAUCCAAGUGUGGACAAUGAUGGGAUCGCAGCUGGAGAGCUACAGGCUGGAUGGCAAGCAGAUCAUGGACAGCUAUAUAUGGGAAAGAUGCUAGACAGAUAAUUGAUUACAAAAAGAAGAAAAAAAGGCAUUGAUCCAGAAAUGGAAAGAUAGAAAAAUAAUCCAUGAAGGUUUGGAGAGAUCAGAUUUAAUUUGUGCUGAAAGAAAGUGCUGCUAAAUUGACAUAGACAAUGGAUCUCUGUUUAAAUGGGCACAUUUUGAGAGUGAAAGCACAGACGUAUAUCCCAGUGGGACUCUCAAGAGAGAUAGGAAGUUUUAAGGUUAUCGUCAUACAUUUGCACAUGAAUUGGGUCCUAAGGCUGCAUUUAAGUAGAAGAGCUGUGCUCCAAACUACAUACUUUAUCAAGACCCAAUUAACUGCUAGGCCCUUUUUCUUAUUUAUGUUCUUCCCUAUCGUUACUGAUUUGCCUGGGUACUGCAGUCAUUUGGAAAAUGGAAAUAGCCAUCUUUUGAAGUAGGCUGCAUUUCUCUUGAGGCAGCACCAGAAUAUGACAUCAUAAUUUGAUAAAUGCAUUUUGUCAUCAACAAGUACAAGAAAAGACAUAGUGAGGAAAUAAUUCAUAUAAGGUUCAGAUAUCAUUUGUUAAUAGCCAAAAUUGAGGUGUGGGAGAGGGGAGUAUAUUGAAUUGUUGCUCCAUAAAAGAAUGGUACUUGGUUUUGUUAGUAUUCCACAAAGUGCUACAUUAACCGUUCUGGAAAUCAAAUCGUCGUCUUUGGCCAGAAAAUAGGUAUAUUGCAGCAGCAAAGCAAGCUUCCUAACACUCCCCACCUAACAGCUUUGCACCAGAUAUUGCAAAGACUUCAUAUCUGAGAAGGUGGUUCAGUUCCCAUAUUCAUAUAGUUCCUCUGUUUCUCUGUAAACCAAUAAUUUGAUGAUGGUAACUUUUGGGCAUGGCAGAUCUGGGGUGGACUCAGUAAAAAAAAGGGGAUUCCAGAAACCCCACAAUGAUAUUUUAAUUUGAAAUGUAUAUGUAUGUUCACUGUAACAUGUUCCAAUGAUUGCCAAAGCACGGCAGAGACUCUUCAGAAACUGAAGAAGUUGGAAUGAGUAUGUUUGACUUUCUGCUUCCACUUUUCCCUCUAGAAUUACAGUAAUCAGGAGAAACGAGAGAUAUCCUGAUUCCAAAGUCAGUGAGGGAAGGGUCACGUCCAAAGGCGGUGUCACUGCAGGGGAAUGUGAAACGUGUUUUCUGUGAGACUGUCUGUGUUAAAUCCAAGAAGCUUUGAUAGCUGGAAGACAAGCAGUGAAAACAUUCAACAACAAAAUGCCUCCUACUGAGACGGACAUAGAAAAUGAUACUUUGUUAUCUGUUGAUUUCAGUGCAUAGGUUUGUAUGCUUCAGCCUAAUAAACUGAAGAUAAGCAAUGAA
This is a messenger RNA of Gavialis gangeticus (Gharial), 6269 nucleotides long. It is a transcript of the gene CHST15, whose product is annotated as carbohydrate sulfotransferase 15. Lineage: Eukaryota; Metazoa; Chordata; Crocodylia; Gavialidae. Gene Ontology annotation, biological process: hexose biosynthetic process. Gene Ontology annotation, molecular function: N-acetylgalactosamine 4-sulfate 6-O-sulfotransferase activity. The record is from RefSeq and is a predicted model, not a curated record. Bases 669 to 2396 code for a protein of 575 amino acids. The transcript is spliced from 8 exons.